Molecule: messenger RNA, 1727 nt
Organism: Quercus lobata
Lineage: Eukaryota; Viridiplantae; Streptophyta; Magnoliopsida; Fagales; Fagaceae
Product: acetyl-CoA-benzylalcohol acetyltransferase-like
Exons: 1
Coding region: 70-1398 (442 amino acids)
Source: RefSeq, a predicted model, not a curated record
CAAAGUGCAUAUAAUUCAAACCAAGUCCAGACUAAAUAAAGCCAACCUCUCUCUUGAAAGACGUUCAACAUGGUUGAGUUGAGAACGAAGGUCAAAAUUGUAUCAAGAAAGUUGAUAAAACCAGCGGCUCCAACUCCACCUCACCUUAAGAGUUACAAAACCUCAUCCAUAGACCAACUUGCUCCUCCAGCAUAUGUGCCAUUUAUUCUGUACUACGAUGCCAAUGGUGACAAAAAUGAAGUUGAUGAAAGGAGCAAGCAUUUGGAGAAAUCACUUUCAGAAAUCUUGACCCUCUAUUACCCUUUAGCUGGUAGAUACAUCAAAGAUAAGCAACUAGUUGAUUGUAAUGAUGAGGGGGCGGAAUACUUGGAAGCCCAAGUAAGUGGAAAGCUUGCUCAAGUUCUCCAGGGAGAACUCAAACCCGAACUGUUGAAUUCUCUUGUUCCCAAUGUAAUGCCAUCGGAAACUACUCCUUUGGCAUUUGUUCAAGUCAACAUGUUUGAGUGUGGUGGGCUAGCCAUUGCGCUGGAAUGUGCUCAUUUUAUAAUUGAUGGAAUUACAGCCACUACGUUUUUCAAUGCAUGGGCUAAAGCAUGCAAAGCGGAAGGGGUCAAUGAAGUGAUUCACCCAAGUUUUGACUUGGCUUCUUUCUUUCCACCAAGAGAGAAUAUUAUGCCUAUGGUGCCACCUAAGAAACCUGGUCCUCGUGCAAAUCCAAUCAUCACCAAAAGGUUUUUGUUCAAUAAGGCAGCAAUAUCAAGCCUGAAAGCCACUGCCAAAGGUGGUGCUGGUGAUUCUGAAUCAUUAUCAAAACGCCAACCUUCACGGGUGAUAGUGGUGACAGCACUUAUAUGGAAGGCUCUCAUUGCUGUGAAUAAAGCUAGACAUGGGCACUUGAGAGCCUCUACUAUAUGUCAUUCAUUGAACCUGCGUGGAAAGACGGCUCUGUCAAUACCGGAUAACUCUUUUGGGAACUUCUACAUGGUGGCCAAUGCUCGAUUUGGUGGAGACAAUGAGAGCAAGUUUGAGUUGCCUGACUUGGUGAAUGCUCUUGAAGAUUCGAUAAAAAAUGGACUCGAUGACUGCAUGAAACCACAAAAUGGGGAUGAAUUAGUUUCUGUUUUGACUAAAUCCUUAAGCGAGGUCGGGAAAGAACGUGAAAGAGGUGAGACUGAUAUCUAUAUGUUCAGUAGCUGGUGCAGGUUCCCUUUCUAUGAAGCGGAUUUUGGUUGGGGAAAGCCUGCUUGGAUGAGCAUUGUAGCUAUUCCUAUGGAAAUAAUUGGUAUGUUUGACACCAAAGAUGGUGAUGGAAUUGAGGCAUGGGUGAGCUUGCAUGAACAAGCUAUGCUUCUGUUUCAGAAUUAUCCAGAGAUUAAAGCCUUUACCUCCCAAAUCUAGUUGUGUCAUUGUGACUUGAAGUCACAAUUUUUAACUUAAAAUCAUGAUUUCAACUCACAAUUUCAGUUAUUUUUUCAUGUGUGUGUAACUAUGUGUGUAAUAGAGUAUGUGUAAUAAACACAAUUCUUAGUAAGAUGAUAAAAGUUAUUAAACAUAUGCUAUUACACACACAGGAAAAAGUUACUAAAACUGUACUGACUUGAAGUCAUGAUUUUUAAUUUGAAAAUCAUGACCUGUACUCAUAGUUUCAAUUUCUUUUUCAUGUGUGUAAUAGAGUGUAUGUAAUAAAUUCUACUCUUAAUAAGAAUUAAUUUCAGAUUAUGUAUGAA